GCAUUUCCUUCCUCAUCCAACCUUUGGACCCUGUACAUACACCUCAUUCCCUUCCCUUCCGUCCGUCCCGCAUCAUGGCCGCCUCUCCGCCAUCCAGUCGUGCAGAAGAAGUACAAAAACUUCUCACUGCCGUCCAAGACCUCCUGAUCCCCUUCAUCCGAAGCGCCGACGAGGACUCUCUCGGCCCGAAAUCGCUGCAGCAGAACGGCACCCCCAAUGGCGACAUCCAAGGCGCCUCGCUCGUCGAGCACAAGAAACCCGAGGAGCUGCAAAAGCUACUACAAUUGAGCCUCCCCGAUCAAGGCACCGGACAAGACGGUCUCGUGGAGGUUCUGCGCAAAGUGCUCCGCUACUCGGUCAACACCUGGCACCAGGGCUUCCUCGACAAGCUGUACGCCUCGACCAACGCCCCGGGAGUCGCAUCAGAGCUGAUCCUCGCGGCACUCAACACCAACGUCCACGUCUACCAGGUCUCGCCCGCGCUGACUAUCAUCGAGAAACACACUGGAAAGCAACUGGCCUCACUCUUCGGCCUCUCGGGGCCCCGCGCUGGCGGCAUCUCCGUACAGGGUGGAUCGGCCUCCAACACAACCUCCAUCGUCAUCGCGCGCAACAACCUCUUCCCCAGCACCAAGAAAGACGGCAACGGCAACUACCGCUUCGUGCUCUUCACCAGCGCCCACGGGCACUACAGCAUCGAGAAGGCCGCGCAGAUGCUGGGACUCGGCAGCAGCUCCGUCUGGCUGGUCCCCAUCGACGCGCAGGGCCGGAUGAUCCCCUCCGCCCUCGAGUCCCUCGUCCAGAAAGCCCUCGCCGAAGACCGCACGCCCUUCUACGUCAACGCCACGGCCGGCACCACCGUCAUGGGCUCGUUCGACCCCUUCCACGCCAUCGCCGCCAUCUGCAAGAAAUACAACCUGUGGUUCCACAUCGACGGCUCCUGGGGCGGCUCGUUCGUCUUCUCCGACCGCCAGCGCCCCAAGCUCUCCGGCGCCGAAAAAGCCGACAGCAUCGCCAUCAAUCCGCACAAGAUGCUCGGCGUCCCCGUCACCUGCUCAUUCCUCCUCGCCGCCGACCUCCGCCGUUUCCAUCUCGCCAACACCCUCCCCGCCGGCUACCUCUUCCACAACGAAGACACCGACCCGGACACCCUCAACGGCGAAACCGAACUCCAGAUCGACUCCCCAGAAGUCUGGGACCUCGCCGACCUCACCCUCCAGUGCGGCCGUCGCGCCGACUCCCUGAAACUCUUCCUCGGAUGGACCUACUACGGCACAGCCGGGUACGAGCGCCAGAUCGACUCCGCCUGCGACGUCGCCAUCCAUCUGGCCACCCUGGUCCAGAAGAACCCCAACUUCAUCCUGGUCAGCGAGAACCCGCCGCCGUGUCUGCAGGUCUGCUUCUAUUACGCGCCGGGCAGGGAGUUCGUUUACCGGAGGGGAGAAGGGGCCGGUGGCGUGGCGGAUGAGACGCAGCGCGGGAAAGCGAACAGUAAGAUCACGGAGCAGGUCACGCAUGCCAUCGUGAAGAAGGGGUUCAUGGUGGACUUCGCCCCGCCGAGUGGCGAUGACGAUGCCGUGGGGAAUGGAAAGUUCUUCCGCUGCGUGGUCAAUGUGCAGACUUCGAGGGAGACGGUCGAGGCGUUGGUGAGGGCCAUUGAGGAGGUGGGGCCGGUGGUUGUGGAGACGUUGACGGCGGAGCGUCGGUCCUAGAUAGGGACCAGCUUGGUGAGUUCUUUGGAAUUUUGUACAUCUACGGUUACGGGUUGGAUAUAGUAUUUAUUGGUUGGUUGGUUGGUUGGACGGAUGAUAGACGGACGGAUGAGUGAUCGGUCACAAGGAUUAGAGAAAAGUUCGGAAUCAUCUAUAGAGGUAUAUAAGACACGGAUAAACAGGAGCC
Aspergillus heteromorphus CBS 117.55 is the source of this 1899-nucleotide messenger RNA. RefSeq names its product pyridoxal phosphate-dependent decarboxylase family protein. Gene Ontology annotation, molecular function: pyridoxal phosphate binding; carboxy-lyase activity. The coding region runs from base 75 to 1712 and encodes 545 amino acids. Gene Ontology annotation, cellular component: cytoplasm. The record is from RefSeq and is a predicted model, not a curated record. Gene Ontology annotation, biological process: carboxylic acid metabolic process. The transcript is spliced from 2 exons. Lineage: Eukaryota; Fungi; Ascomycota; Eurotiomycetes; Eurotiales; Aspergillaceae.